This is a messenger RNA of Melospiza melodia melodia, 764 nucleotides long. RefSeq lists its product as uncharacterized. Gene Ontology annotation, biological process: response to bacterium. NCBI's taxonomy places the organism in Eukaryota, Metazoa, Chordata, Aves, Passeriformes, Passerellidae. The record is from RefSeq and is a predicted model, not a curated record.
AACACUUGGUCACUCAGCAGCUUGCUCUCGGCAUGCAGCUCGCAUAUCUCAUCCUCACCGUCUUCCUGGGACAGCUCCUGGGCACCACGGGGCAGGACACGGUCACCCAGGAACAUGGACCAGUCUUGGUGAAGCAGGGACACCACUUCCACACCAUAUGCAAAUACCACACCAGUUAUUUUACUGGCUUGCUGUGGUACCAGCUGAGGAAAGGCGAAGCCCCAGAGCUCAUCUCCUAUCAAGCAGGGGCUGGCCCCAAGCGCAGCGGCCGUUUCACCACGCAGCUGAACACCACGGGCAAAUCCAGUGUCCUGCAGCUGGAGGAAGUGGAGCUCUCUGACUCUGCCUUGUACCUCUGUGCUCUGCAAGACACCCUGGUGCAGGGAGCUUCCUCAGCUGUGCAACAACCCCGGGCAGGGAGGGGAUUAGAUGCAGUCAGAGCCCAGGUACAGCAGGAGCCAUUCCUGGAGACCACCGAGGGCACCAGCAUCAACAUCACCUGCUCACAUCCCAAAAUCCAGACCGGUUAUUGGAUCCAGUGGUACCGUCAGCUCCCUGGCCAAGGACCCGAACUCCUCGCACUCACUAUGAAAGAGACCAAAGAGCUGCCGGGUGGUGCAGGACAGCUGUCGGUGUCGGCAGAUCGGAGUUCGAGCUCGCUGUGGCUCGCUGAGCCCCGGCGCGGGGACGCGGCCGUGUAUUACUGCGCGCUGGGGGCCCGGGCAGAGGAGCCGGGGCUGCGGCCGGGCACGAACCGCGGCGGG